Molecule: messenger RNA, 639 nt
Organism: Gastrolobium bilobum
Lineage: Eukaryota; Viridiplantae; Streptophyta; Magnoliopsida; Fabales; Fabaceae
Product: replication protein A 70 kDa DNA-binding subunit B-like
Exons: 4
Coding region: 1-639 (212 amino acids)
Source: RefSeq, a predicted model, not a curated record
AUGUAUUCCAAGUAUGAUUUUAUUAAGGAUCUUAAUCCUUCUAAGGAGGAGUGGAGGAUUAAGGCUAGAGUUGUUAGAACAUGGAAGGUUCCUAAUUUUCAGCAAAAACAUUUUGACGACAACGUAGAGAUGAUUCUGUUAGAUGAAAAGGGUGGAAGGGUCCACGCUGCUAUCAAGGGUUCUUUAAAUAUCCAUAACAAAAUUCACGAAGGAGAAGUUUAUUUCAUAAAAUUUUUUGGAGUUGGUUUGAAUAGUGGGAGUUUCAGGCCAACUAAGCAUGAUUAUCGUUUGUCCUUCAACUUGAGGACUGAUGUAAAAUCCACUAUUGAUUCUGCUAUUCCCACCAAUGGAUUUGAUUUUGACGUUAUAGAGAAAGAGUCUUCUGAUUCCCCUUAUUUAGUAGAUGUCAUCGGUUUAGUUUCUGGAAUAGGGGAAGUUCGUGAGCAUAUUAUCUCCGGUAGGAAGACAAAAAUGGUUGUCGUGGAGCUUGAUAACCUCAGGGGUCAUAAGCUCGAGUGCACUCUCUGGGAGGACUACGUGGACCAGGUGCAACAAAUUUUGGGGAGUAAUCAAUCUCCUCCAAACGUGAUAAUAGUUCAGCUUGCUAGAAUAAAAGGUUUCAGGGGUGAGUUCACAUAA